Molecule: messenger RNA, 1044 nt
Organism: Protopolystoma xenopodis
Lineage: Eukaryota; Metazoa; Platyhelminthes; Monogenea; Polystomatidea; Polystomatidae
Source: the annotation of a GenBank genome assembly
AUGCAGCUUUAUUCUACCGAACUCGCACUUCUGCUAAAAGAGCGUCAGCGAAGGCGACAGCAUCAAGGUGGACAGAGACUAGAAAGCCAGGUGCAAAACACUGAUCAGGCAACCAGCCAACCUCUAGAUUUCCCAGCAACUGCUGCCUUGUUUCAGGUGCAUACAAAUUCCACAGCCUCCGAUACCGCGGCCGAAGCGAGUCACUUUGAGACAGGUGUUCUCAGACAGUCGCUUCACAUCAAGCCUCAGCCAUUCUCUCUCAGACAACCUUACCAUGACCAUAAUCUUACCAAACAGCAACAGCAACAAGACCUACAGCACAAUCUUCAUGAUCCCAAUACCAGUCAUCAACAUAGCCAUGCUGUUACCGAUCCGAUAGGUCUUCAGAAACGACAGCAAAGGCAAUUGCUUAACUUUAAUAUCCAUAGAUCUUGUGGCCAAACUCGAAUUAACCGACAGUUCACUGGGCUGAAAGUCGCUUCCGCAGUUCAACUCCCUACCCGCUUUGGUUUACAAACCAGGCCAGUUUGGCAUAGUGAUGAGGGGAGCCGAUCUGUUGGAAGUACAAAUUCUGCUGGAGCUGGCGAUGGUGCUCUUGCCGACGUUAACUUCGUUGCCUGUGAACAGGGUGAGAACAUGCUUUUGUCAAGCGAAGGUUGGCCAGACGACCGAAGACGAGGCAUCGGCAAAACAACUUUCAGUACUAUUGGUAGAGAUGAAAUAAAUGUCAUCAAGACUAAAAUCAGCUCUAUCAAUAAUAAAAACCAUGGCGAUAGGAAUGAUAGCAACUUUCGAUAUCAAGGGUCACGCUCGUUGGCGAGUAGCACCAACAAGAAAAGCAAAGGAAUUGUGAACAAUAGGGGUAGAUUUAAUAGUCUGAUCGGAACCUGUGGAGUCAUGGGUAUUGGUCGGACAAAAGAAGGAAUAGGAGAAGGAAUCGAUGUGGAGUCUCGGGCUAACCCAUCUAUGGUCGGAGAGGUUACAAGAGGAAUUGACACUUCUGUACAAACUGACAAAGCUCCAGCUCUCCAGCCUAUGUCUCCA